Acomys russatus (golden spiny mouse) is the source of this 2330-nucleotide messenger RNA. RefSeq names its product coiled-coil domain containing 82 (gene Ccdc82). Gene Ontology annotation, cellular component: nucleus. The record is from RefSeq and is a predicted model, not a curated record. NCBI's taxonomy places the organism in Eukaryota, Metazoa, Chordata, Mammalia, Rodentia, Muridae. The coding region runs from base 113 to 1702 and encodes 529 amino acids. The transcript is spliced from 7 exons.
CCUUUGUGACUAUUUAAUGAUUCCAAAUUAAUGUGUGCCUUAUAUUCAUUGCUGUUAUCUGGUUGCCAUGGUCAUGUUCCUAAUAACUCUUUUCGUAGACGCUUAAGUGAAAAUGGUACAUGUUAGAAGACACGAGACAAGGAAAAAUUCUAAAACUCAAGUACCUGCGCAAAAAUCGCGAGUUGAUUGGCGUCGGACUAGAAGAACUUUCUCACAGUUACUUGAUAGUGAUGAAGAGCUUGAUGAUGAUGAAGAGAUUGAUGAUGACGAAGACAUUGAUGAUGAUGAAGAGCUUGAUGAUGAUGAAGAGAUUGACGGUGGCAAAAGCAUUGACAGUGAUGAAGAGCUUGAUAGUAGUGGGAAGUCAGCUACUAAUGAAAUACCAGAAAAGGAGGCAGAUCUUAAAUUAACCAAAGUUGAAAGUGAGGGAAGCAACAGUAAACAUCUUACAAACGCCAGCAAUAGUUCAACAAAUGAAGAAAAAAUAAACAAAACCACACCCAAUGACUCACCAGAUGAUGAAAAUCACCCAGGUCAAGCAGAGAGUGAUGUCAGCAAACACACUGGACAAAUUGUAGAAGGGGAUAUGGAGGACGAAUGCAUCAAGCCAGGAAAAAGAAAAAGGCUGUGCACUGUGAUGCAUGACAGCGAUGAGAGUGAUGACAGUGAUAUCCUAGUUAGAAACGCAAGUGCUAAACACGCACGCAGGGUGGUCGAAGAUGAAUGCUCUUCAUUGGAAGUGGAGCAAGAAACCCCUGAGAAAUCAUCAGCUGCUCGCAAGCGAGAGCACCACCAAAAGCUGAAGGAACUCUCAGAAAGAUCACGCCAGAGACAGAGACGCAAUAGUGGGAGAAAUUAUGAGGACUCUGAAAAGGAAUCUUGUUCAAGCACCAAUGAAGAGGAAAAUGAAGAUGAUUACAAAUAUGAUGAAAAUGGAGAUGAUUAUCUGAUUGACGGUUUUGUAGUACAAGAUGAGGAAGCUGAUGAAGAGAACAAAAAUCAACAAGGAGAAAAUUUGACUACAUCACAACUGGAAUUAGUAAAACGGAAUUCUCUUUAUUCUUUUAGCGACCACUAUACUCACUUUGAGAGAGUUGUGAAGGCUCUUCUGAUCAAUGCUUUAGAUGAAUCUUUUCUGGAAACCUUGUAUGCUGGCACCAGGAAGAAGUCAUAUGCACAAGAUAUGUUGACAUCUCUUCAUUAUUUGGAUCAUCGCUUUAUUCAACCCCGUCUAGAGAGUUUGUUCUCUAGAAGCCGAUGGAAAGAACAAUAUAAGGACCGAGUUGAAAGCUACUCUAACUUAAGCCUUCAUCCCAAGAGCCCCGAGGAUGGCUUGUGCCAGGCCUGUGGGCUGUAUCGCCACUGUCAAUACUUGGUGCACCUCUCAGGAAAGUUGUACAACACCAGGACUAUGGAAACAGAUGACUUCAUGUCACAUGACAAGCAGGUGUUUAUUGUUGGCAGAAUUUGUGCCAAUCGCACCAGAAUUUAUCAUAAACUGAAGCAUUUUAAAUUCAAACUGUACCAAAAAUGCUGCUCCAUCGCAAAAACAGAAGAGGCUGAAGAUGAGCAGGUUAAAGAAACAGUCAAAAGAGUCUUCAGUGAGUCAGAAGAGAGUGGCUGGAUUAGAAAGAAAUAUGAUAAACUGCAAGACUAUCUCAACUCCGCGGAUUAUUUUCAAGAUGAGAAGUCUGAUUUAUAGCGUACUCCUUCAGAGAAGAUUUUGUAAAUUUCUGUAAAUGUGAAGAUCAUGGAAUCUGUUUCUCCAUAUCAUGUGACAUUUGUUGUAUAUUCUAUGUGUGUCUUGUGCACUCCUCUGAUUUUCAUAAAGUACCACAGUGAAGUCUACUCAGCCUUCUUAAACGGACAUGGAGAACAUCAGCUUUGUGGUUCGAGGGUUCCCUCGGUGUGUUUCAGUCAUGUAUCCAUGAUUUUCCCACAGAUGACCAGCAGCUGAGUGUGCUAUCAUGUCCUGUCAGGCUAGUAGAAAUAGGCUGCAUUAAACUAUACUUGGACUGACCUGAAGAUGGCUCAGUCAGCAUAGUGCUUGCCUUAUGUGAGCAAGGACUUGAAUUCAGUCCCAGGGCCAUAUUUAAAAUAAAAGCCAGAAAUGACUGCAUGUACUUGUUAUCCUCACACUGGGGAGACAAAGACGAGGCUUGUUGGCCAGGCAGCCAGCCUACUCAUGCCAGUGAGAGAAACCUUGUCUCAAAAAACAAGACUGGUGGUUCUUGUGAAUGGCACCCAAGGCUAUCCUCUGAGCUCAGCAUGCAUGCAGAGACAAAUGUAUAUGUGCCCAUACAUGUGUGCAACCACACACAUGCAUCUUC